Pogoniulus pusillus (Red-fronted tinkerbird) is the source of this 3414-nucleotide messenger RNA. It is a transcript of the gene CTTN, whose product is annotated as cortactin. Gene Ontology annotation, molecular function: actin filament binding. The transcript is spliced from 17 exons. Lineage: Eukaryota; Metazoa; Chordata; Aves; Piciformes; Lybiidae. The record is from RefSeq and is a predicted model, not a curated record. Gene Ontology annotation, cellular component: cortical actin cytoskeleton; site of polarized growth; actin filament. Gene Ontology annotation, biological process: regulation of actin filament polymerization. The coding region runs from base 237 to 1889 and encodes 550 amino acids.
CGGGGGAGCGGCGGCACCGGGAUCCGCGUCCCGGCCGCGUCAGCAGCGCCCGAGGGGCGGGGCACGGCCGGUCCCGCUCCCACCUGGAGCCGCUGCGCCGGGAAGAGGAAGUGGGAGCUCGGGAGAAGCGGAAAUAGCAGCAGCAGGAGCCGCCGCCAGCCCGGGAAGCACCGCGGGGAGCUAGGGCAGCGGACGGCCGCAGGAGGAGGCGGCGGUGGUAGCCGGCGUGUGCCAGCAUGUGGAAGGCUACUGCAGGCCACACCAUUUCUGUCAGUCAGGAUGAUGGAGCUGAUGACUGGGAGACAGACCCCGAUUUUGUGAAUGAUGUGAGUGAGAAAGAACAGCGCUGGGGAGCUAAAACUGUGAAAGGAUCCGGCCACCAAGAGCACAUCAAUAUUCAUCAGCUGAGAGAGAACGUGUUCCAAGAACACCAGAACCUCAAAGAGAAGGAGCUUGAAACAGGACCAAAAGCUUCCCAUGGCUAUGGAGGGAAAUUCGGCGUUGAGCAGGAUCGCAUGGAUAAAUCAGCUGUUGGACAUGAAUAUCAGUCCAAGCUUUCUAAGCACUGCUCCCAAGUGGACUCGGUGAAAGGAUUUGGUGGCAAGUUUGGAGUGCAAACUGACAGAGUUGACCAGUCAGCCGUUGGGUUUGAAUAUCAAGGGAAAACUGAGAAGCAUGCCUCCCAAAAAGACUGCUCAAGUGGCUUUGGUGGAAAAUACAGAGUAAAGGCUGACAGAGUGGACAAGAGUGCAGUGGGCUUUGAUUACCAGAGCAAAAUUGAGAAGCACGAGUCACAGAAAGAUUAUUCCAAGGGCUUUGGUGGUAAAUACGGUGUCGACAAGGACAAAGUGGACAAAAGUGCUGUUGGCUUUGAGUAUCAAGGCAAAAUGGAAAAGCAUGAAUCACAGAAAGAUUAUGUGAAGGGGUUUGGAGGCAAGUUUGGAGUGCAGACAGACAGACAAGACAAGUGUGCACUUGGCUGGGAUCACCAGGAGAAAGUGCAGCUGCAUGAAUCCCAGAGAGACUAUAAGAGUGGUUUCGGAGGGAAAUUUGGUGUACAGAGAGAAAGGCAGGACCCAUCUGCUGUGGGGUUUGAUUACAAGGAGAAACUAGCCAAGCAUGAAUCCCAACAAGAUUACUCCAAAGGCUUUGGAGGGAAGUAUGGUGUCCAGAAAGAUCGGAUGGAUAAGAAUGCAGCAACUUUUGAAGAUAUAGAAAAGCCAGCAUCAACUUACCAGAAGACCAAACCAGUAGAAGCUGUUGCCAAUAAGACAGGCAUCAUCCGAGCUAACUUUGAAAACCUAGCCAAGGAGAAAGAGCAGGAGGACCGCAGGAAGGCAGAAGCUGAGAGGGCACAGAGAAUGGCCAGGGAGAAACAAGAACAGGAAGAGGCUCGCAGGAAACUGGAGGAACAAGCUAAAGCCAAAAAGCAAACUCCACCAUCAUCUCCUACCACACAGCCAGCUGAGCAGAAGGCACACUCAAGCCCAGUCUAUGAGGAUGCAGUUUCCUGUGAGGUGCAGGCUGCCUACAAGGACCCCAGCACAGCUGCACGUGAGCCUGAGCCAGGCUACAGAGCUGCAGAGCCAGAGUACCAAGAGGCAGUGAGUCAGCGGGAGGCAGAGUAUGAGCCAGAGACUGUCUAUGAGGUGGCAGGAGCAGCAGACCACUAUCAAGCAGAAGAAAACACCUAUGAUGAAUAUGAGAACGAGCUUGGGAUCACAGCCAUAGCCCUUUAUGAUUACCAAGCCGCGGGUGACGAUGAGAUCUCCUUUGACCCAGACGACAUCAUCACGAACAUCGAGAUGAUCGACGACGGCUGGUGGCGAGGCGUCUGCAAGGGCCGCUACGGGCUCUUCCCUGCCAACUACGUGGAGCUCCGGCAGUAGGGAUUCUUGGCUGCUGCUCAUGCCUUAAUGCCCAGUCAAUAAAUCUGACUUCAGACACUAUGAAUGGUGAUGCUUUUCUGAGGAUGGAGGAUGCAUCCAUACUGCUUUUAUACUUAAUACUUUGCUGAUGCUUUUUAAAACGUUUAUGCCACAGAAAUCGCUAAUAUAUUGUUAACUCCUCUGCUCAGGCUCCCGGGGUGAUCUCCAUGUGUUUGAAACCUUCCUUCUCUGCCAAAUUAGCAACUGUCAAAAACAGCCUUCCUGAGGACAGCCAGAUGGCUGUUGUAGUAGUGCAUGUGUGACUCCUAAGGGAGCAGGUUUCUGUACUGUUUCAGUCUAGGUAGUCUUCCACUAAGUGUUUUCAGUGGAGCAAGUCAUGGCUGUGCAGGCUGCAUUUCCACAGAGAGGCAGUGGGGAGGGCUGGGGAGUUGCAUCAUUUUUACUUUCCUUUUCUUGAAAAAACAAAGAAAAUGCUUGAAAGUUGCAGCUGUUGGCAGUGAAUCAAACACUGUCUGGUAUUUAUGGAAUAUUAGUGUUAGGAAGGAAACAGUCUGGUCACUUUUUCCUUCUUCAAAGGGAGGUCCCUUGGCUCUUGCAUUGAGAUGUUUUUUUUACUACUACUUUUUUCCUGCUCCUCCUGUCCAUGUUUUCCCAGAGGAGAGCUGCAAACACUCUAGCACUGAUUGUCCCAAAUGUCUUUUUGUUUCACCCAAGAAGCCUUGGAAAAGUUCCUAUACAAGUGUUGAGUUACUCAGCAAGGUUCCCACUUGUUCAGAGAAAAAAGUGGCAUCCGGAGCUGUGUGAUUACAGCAGGAACAGACUGCCUGCUUUAAAGUGGGGAAAGAGGGCAGCUGUGUCGGCGUGCAUUGCGCGAGGCACUUUGUGUAACCAUCUUUGAGUCAAGGAGUGUCAGUACAAGUCAUUGGGUGUACAGCUCAUGCACACGAUGGCUGUUUGUGCUCCCUACAGAAGACAACUGUGCCCUGCGUGUGCUCAGCAGAAACUGCCAGUAACCUCCUACUAAACUACAGAACUAAACCUGGGCUUUGCCAAAACUGAAAUUCUGGUUGUUCUAGAGAGCUGCACACUUAAGGUCCCUACCAAAGAGUUCAAGUUGCAUCUAACCCUGCAGGUGUUCAGUGUCUGUCCUGUCUGUUUCCACCUUCUGAUCCAAAUGGGAGCAGCAGAACCAGUGCAGGAGCUAUGAAAGAAUGCAAAGAAUGUUCAGCAACUGCAAGUGUGGAGCAACGGGACAGAGCAGGUCCAUGUGAAACAGCGACAUGUUUGGUGUGUCCAGGCAGAAGGCAUCACGCUGGACAGUUCCUGGAUGGUUGGGACAAUCCUUACUGAAUGUCCUGUCUGUGUCAUGACUCUGUCUGUUCUUCCUCUCCAUGGUCUCACGUCUGGUAUUUGCAUUACUAGGGUUGGGUUUUAUAUGCAGUUUAUUUUAUCCAGUUUUGCAUAGAACACUUCAUAGGGAUAUGAUUUUUGUAAAUUAAGUAUUCAAUAAACUUUUUGAACCAUU